Molecule: messenger RNA, 1732 nt
Organism: Theobroma cacao (cacao)
Lineage: Eukaryota; Viridiplantae; Streptophyta; Magnoliopsida; Malvales; Malvaceae
Product: F-box protein At2g39490-like
Molecular function (GO): protein binding
Source: RefSeq, a predicted model, not a curated record
GAUCCAGAUGACAACCAAAGGAAAACUGCAAAGGAACAACUGUCAGUAUUUUCUUUUGGAUGUUAUUUUUGUAUGUUGACAUUAUCAGGCCAAUUUUACUCCAUUCUCUUAUGAUAGCACAAGAAAACACUGGAAUAUGGAUCCUAAAGAUUUCAUCAGUUGUUUCCCCGAUGAGAUCCUCUGUCACAUCAUUACCUUCCUCCCUUUUGAAUCUGCUGUCCAAACCACUUUUCUUUCUACUCGAUGGAAAGAUCUUUGGAAAAAGGCCCGUGUACUACAUGGUACCAUUGAAGAUGCUGUAGUUACCAUAUUGAGCCUUCUUAAUGAUUUAGCUGACCUUCAUCCACCAAGAAAUAAGUGGGGGUUCCAGUUUAACUUUGGCCAUGGCAGAGCCCUCUUUGCUGCCAUUGCACCAAAUAAUACACUUCAUCUUGAUUUCUCCGCUAGGGAACAUAAACUGUCAAAGUCAUUUGAUUGGUUGUUACCGUUGAAUCUUCCAAAGCGUGAUAAAUGGCCAUUUCCUUACAAAUAUGAGAAGAUAUUGGAGCUAAAUACCCCAUUACCUACUGAUCAGCAGUUCAAAAUAAAAGCUCUAUACUUAAUAUCAGUAUGCCGCCUUUCCAGCAAGGCGCUUACUUCUAUGGUGUCAUAUUUACCAUUUCUUGAGAGUUUGACUAUUGCAAAGUGUAAUGGAGUACAAUCUUUAGAUAUAGAAAAUGCUGCUAGGCUUCAAAAAUUAACUGUCAUGGAUUGCCCACAAUUAGAAUAUCUCUGUUUUGGAGGCUCUUGUUUAAAGUCUUUCCAAUAUCGAGGCAGAUUAGUGUGUUUUCGGUUUAAUGUGUUCUGUAAUUGUAAUUCUUAUCGCUCGUGGCUUUCAUGUGUGCAUCACCGUGGACUAUACUUGGAAGAUGCCAUGCUUGAUUUCAGACAAGGCCCUCUAACACAUUGGACAUGGGACUUUAAAAAGCCUUCCUCCUAUACUCAUUAUUAUGGAUUAUACAAGGGAAGCUGCAAUUGUGGCUGCACCACCUUGUUUCAAUGCUUCAAAUCCAUUUUGGAAAGCACAGAUGGUGUUGAAUCUCUAACACUAUGUAGAUGGCUUUUCGAGAAAUCAUUUUGCAAGAAGUUACCUUCUUCAAGCAUAGACUUUGAGUUUUGUUUCAACGAGCUCAAAGAGCUUUGGUGGAUUGAUUGUUCAAUGGAGAGAGGAAAUAUCAAUGCACUACUUUGCUUUCUGAAGCACUGUCCUAACUUGGAAAAACUCUAUGUGACUAUUGAUCCUAAAUGCUAUGACUUGCCUAGUACUGAAAAAUUCUCCGCCAUAUUCGCUGGUUCUGAUAAACUCAAUAAUCUCAAGUUUGUCAAACUAAAAGGAUGUGCAGAUGAGACCAAAGAGAUGUUCUUGGCAAGGCGGUUAAUACCUUUGUUCCUAAGAACUCCACUAAUUAUAUCAAAACAAGAUGGGAGGUGUUUGAGGUAUUUGCUAAAAGUGCCUAAGCUGGAAAAGAAAGGGAAGUAUCCUUACAAGUUUAAAAUGGUUGAAAAGCCUCCUGAAAUUUAUCCUGAUCAUGUUCAUACGAACCUUUAAAUUAAGCUCAAAAAGUUUUCACUUAUGCUUAAUUUAAUUGCCAAGAAGAAAAAAGCAAAAUUCAGGUUUGUAACUUUGAACUCAUAAGGACAUGGUUUCUAUUUCUGUUAGAUUAUUGAGUUUGUCCAGGAAAACAUUUUGAUG